This is a messenger RNA of Rhizophagus irregularis DAOM 181602=DAOM 197198, 483 nucleotides long. RefSeq lists its product as uncharacterized. The record is from RefSeq and is a predicted model, not a curated record. Gene Ontology annotation, molecular function: protein binding. Lineage: Eukaryota; Fungi; Glomeromycota; Glomeromycetes; Glomerales; Glomeraceae.
AACGUAAAAAUAUUUCUUGCACAAUAUGAUUAUCCUAUGUCACCGUUCUUCAUUUCAAACAAAAAGAAUAAUAAUGACUUAGCUCAUAUUAAAUUAUUAAAUAUUUCUCCGGAAACCUUUCAAAUUAUUUUGAGAUAUCUUUAUGGUGGCAUUUUUUCGUUAAAUGGACAAGAUACUUUAGAUAUUUUUAAAGUUUUGAUUGCUGCUGAUGAACUUCUACUUGAUGAAUUAGUUGAUUAUUUUACAAAAGGAUGUUUGCAAAUGAAAGAAAUUAAAGUAUGGGAACAUGUGUUAAAAUGGGGACUUGUACAAAAUCAAACUUUAAUUUCAGAUCCUGAUACUUGGAUAGAUGAAAUCUUUAAAAUGAUGGGAAAUAAUUUACAAAAUUGUAUACCUUUAAUUAGAUUUUUUAGUUUAUCAUCUAAAGAAUUUUUGCACGAAGUGAGUCUACACAAUAAAAUUUUUGAACCAUCAGCUUUAUAA